Molecule: messenger RNA, 591 nt
Organism: Pocillopora meandrina
Lineage: Eukaryota; Metazoa; Cnidaria; Anthozoa; Scleractinia; Pocilloporidae
Source: the annotation of a GenBank genome assembly
AUGUCUAAAGAAGCAUUUAAUCGCCUUUGCCGAGAACUUUCGCCACAUAUCUCUAAAAGGGACACCAAUUACAGGAAAGCCAUUACAGUGCGUCAUCGAGUUGCAAUAACAUUAUAUUAUUGGCUUGCGGACACGGCUCACUUUCGAACGAUCGGAAAUCUAUUUGGUGUCGGAAAAUCCACUGUUUGUGGUAUUGUGCGACAGGUAUGCGAGGUGAUAGGGAACGUUCUUCUUCCCAAUUAUAUAAACGUUCCCCAAAAUCAACAUGAAGUCCAAGAAAAAAUUGAAGGUUUUAAAAGUCGCGCGGGUUUUCCCCAGGUGGUUGCAGCAGUCGAUGGUUGCCAUGUCCCAGUCAUUGGACCUCGGCAAAGUCCAGAUGAUUAUGUUAACAGGAAGGUAUUCCACUCAUUAAUCCUUCAGGGGCUAGUAGAUUGUAAUUAUCUAUUUCUUGAUAUAUGUGUUGGAUGGCCGGGUAAAGUACACGACGCACGUGUCUUCAAGAACUCUUCAUUGUUUGCCUUGUGUUGUGCCAGAGCUUUUCUUCCGCUCGACAUGUCGGUGAUGAUAUCUGGUGUACAAGUUCUCCCCUGA